This is a messenger RNA of Dioscorea cayenensis subsp. rotundata (Guinea yam), 1250 nucleotides long. RefSeq names its product senescence-specific cysteine protease SAG39-like. NCBI's taxonomy places the organism in Eukaryota, Viridiplantae, Streptophyta, Magnoliopsida, Dioscoreales, Dioscoreaceae. The transcript has 2 exons. The coding region runs from base 17 to 1042 and encodes 341 amino acids. Gene Ontology annotation, cellular component: lysosome. The record is from RefSeq and is a predicted model, not a curated record. Gene Ontology annotation, molecular function: cysteine-type endopeptidase activity.
UCAAGUAGUAUUAAUUAUGGCAAACUUUUUGUUAGUUUUGUUAAUCUUUGGUUUCAUAAUUUCUCAUGUUGUUUCAAUUAGAAGUUUGAAUAGAGAUGUUAUAGAAAUGAAGGAAGAGCAUGAGAAGUGGAUGGUUAAACAUGGGAGAGUGUAUAAAGAUGAAGAUGAGAAGGAGCACCGCAUGGAGAUUUUCAAGAACAACCUUAAACUUAUUGGAUUAUUUAAUGCAGGUGAUCAUAAGUUUAAGCUUGGAGUUAAUCAGUUUGCUGAUCUCACUAAUGAAGAGUUUAAAACCAUUUACAAUGGUUUCAAACCUUCAUUGAAGAAGAUUAAAGAGGUUGCCAUGGAGUCAUCUAGCUUUAGGUAUGAGAAUGUUUCUGCCACUCCGGUGAGCUUGGAUUGGAGGAUGAAAGGUGCUGUCACGGCUGUUAAAGAUCAAAGACAGUGUGGAUGUUGUUGGGCAUUCUCAGCAGUGGCAGCAAUGGAGGGGAUAACCAAACUCAGCACCGGAAAACUAAUAUCACUAUCAGAACAAGAACUAGUAGAUUGUGACACUAGUGGUGAAGACCAAGGUUGUAAUGGAGGAUUCAUGGAUAAUGCCUUUGAGUUCAUCAUCAAGAACAAAGGUCUCACCACUGAACUUAACUACCCUUACAAAGGAACUGAUGGUAACUGCGACACCAAAAAAUCAGCAAUCCAUGCAGCCUCCAUCACUGGUUUUGAAGAUGUGCCUUCAAACAAUGAAGCUGCACUUUUGAAAGCAGUAACUAACCAACCUGUUUCAGUUGCAAUUGAUUCUAGUGGUUAUGCUUUUCAAUUCUAUUCUGAUGGAGUGUUCACUGGUUAUUGUGGAACUGAUCUUGAUCAUGGUGUUACUGCUGUUGGAUAUGGUAUGACAAGUGAUGGUACCAAGUAUUGGUUGGUUAAGAACUCAUGGGGAUCUUCAUGGGGUGAGAAAGGGUAUAUAAGAAUGGAGAGAGAUGUUGAUGAUGAACAUGGGCUUUGUGGCAUUGCUAUGCAAGCUUCUUAUCCAAUUGCUUAAAAACCAUAUAUAUGGUCCUUUAUAUGCAUGUAUUUGAUUAGUUAUGUUUAUAUAUAUGUUUAUGUGUGUGUGUGUGUAUAUCUCUUCUUAAUGUUUUUCUAAUGUAAUUAAAUAGAAUCCUUAGCAAUAAGGUGUGUGUUUUUAUAUAAGUUCUCGUAUGUAAAUUUGUGCAUGUUAAUUAUUUAUCAAAUGUAAUUAUAUCUCAAAU